Molecule: messenger RNA, 3011 nt
Organism: Mesocricetus auratus (golden hamster)
Lineage: Eukaryota; Metazoa; Chordata; Mammalia; Rodentia; Cricetidae
Product: guanylate-binding protein 1
Exons: 11
Coding region: 152-2194 (680 amino acids)
Molecular function (GO): GTP binding; GTPase activity
Source: RefSeq, a predicted model, not a curated record
UCACUCCACUAUACAAAUUACAGUGCUUUUCAUCAUUUGCUCACUUGGGGAAAUUCAGAAAGCCUCACAGGACUACAGGAGGAUAUAAAGGAAAAGAGGUAGAAUACUUCCAUCCAUACUGACCAGCAACAGCAGGGGACAAGUCAGCGCAAUGGCCACGGAGGUCCACAUGCCAGGACCCAUGUGCCUCAUCGAGAAUGUGAAAGGUCAACUGAUAGCCAACCAGGAGGCUCUGGGAAUCCUGUCUGACAUCACACAGCCUGUGGUAGUGGUAGCCAUUGUUGGCCUCUACCGCACAGGUAAAUCCUACUUGAUGAACAAACUGGCUGGGAAGAAAACAGGCUUCUCUCUGGGCUCCACAGUGCAGGCUCACACCAAGGGGAUCUGGAUGUGGUGUGUGCCUCAUCCCAAGAAGGCAGGCCACACACUGGCUCUGCUUGACACUGAGGGCCUGGGAGAUGUUGAAAAAGGUGACAAUCAGAAUGACUGCUGGAUCUUUGCCCUGGCUAUACUUCUAAGCAGCACUUUUGUGUACAACAGCAUGGGAGCCAUCAACCAGCAGGCCAUUGACCAGCUGCACUAUGUGACAGAGCUGACAGACAGAAUCAGAUCAAGGUCCUCACCUGAACAGGAUGAGGUGCAGGACUCACAUGAGUUUGUGAGAUUCUUCCCGGACUUUGUGUGGGCUCUGAGGGACUUCUCUCUUGAGCUGAAAGUAAAUGGGAAACCCAUCUCUGCAGAUGAAUACCUAGAGAAUUCCCUGAAUCUUAAACAUGGUACUGGCCAAAAAGAUAAAGUAAAAGUGUUAAAUCUGCCUCAGCUCUGUAUCCAUAAGUUCUUCCCAAAGAAGAAAUGCUUUGUCUUUGAGCAGCCAGUGCAUGGGAAGAAGCUUGUCCAGCUGGAAUCGCUGCAGGAUCAAGACCUGCACUCCAACUUUGUGGAACAAGUGGCAGAGUUCUGUUCCUAUUUGUUCAACUCUUCCAAGGUUAAAACACUUUCAGGAGGCAUCAAGGUCAAUGGACCACGACUAAAGAGUUUGGUGGUAACCUAUGUGAACACCAUCAGCAGUGGAGGUCUGCCAUGCAUUGAGAAUGCAGUCCUGGCUUUGUCCCAGACAGAGAAUGCAACUGCAGUGCAAAAGGCUAUUGCUCACUAUGACCAGAGGAUGAGCCAGAAGUUGCAACUGCCCACAGAGACCCUCCAGGAGCUGAUGAGCCUGCACAGGGCCAGUGAGAAAGAAGCCAUCAAGAUCUUCAUGGAAAAUUCCUUCAAAGAUGUUAAUCAAGUAUUCAUGACAAAAUUAGUGGCUGAGCUAGAAACAAAGCAAGAGGAAUUCCUUAAGAAAAAUGAAUGGGCAUCCUCAGAUCGCUGCUCAGCUCUGCUUCAGGAUAUUUUCAGUCCACUAGAAGAAGAUGUGAAGCAAGGUUUUUAUUAUAAACCAGGGGGAUACCAUCUUUUUAUCCAGAAGACACAGGAGCUCAAGAAAAAAUAUUAUGAGGAACCCAGGAAGGGGGUUCAGGCUGAAGAAGUUCUGCAACAAUUUUUGCAAUCCAAGGAUGAUGUGAUUAGCACAAUUCUACAGAUAGACCAGGAUCUGACAGAAAAGGAAAAGAACAUUGAAGUGGAGCAUGUGAAAGCUGAAGCUGCUCAGACUACAGUACAAAUACAGCAGGAAAUGCAGCAGAAGAUUGAACAGCUACUGCAUCAGAAAGAAAAGACCCAUGAGGAGCACAUGAAACAGUUGACUGAGAUGAUGGAGAAGGGACAGGCCCAGGUGAGAGAAAUGCAACAAAAGAAUGAACAGUUGCUGCAACAGAGAGAGGAGACCCAUGAGGAGCGCAUGAAACAGUUGACUGAGAAGACAGAGGAAGUGCAGAUCCAGAUGCGAGAAAUGCAACAGAAGAAUGAACAGCUGCUGCAACAGAAAAGGAAUCAUGAGGAGCGUAUCAAACAGUUGACUGAGACGAUGGAGAAAACACAGGCCCAGAUGCAAGAAAUGCACCAAAAGAAUGAACAAUUGCUGCAAGUGAAAAAGAGUCACAAGGAGCGUGUGAAAGAGUUGACUGAGAAGAUGGCGAAGACACAGAAUGAUUAUGAGAAAGUUUGCCAGCUUUAUUCACAGGAACGGGAGGAAAAUAUAAAACUUAAAGAAGAAUUAAGACAUUUGAAGGAAAAGCGAUGUUUCAUAAGCUAAAGGCCUAAAGAGCUGAGCCACUCUGCCAUUCGAAGAAGAGCUGACUAGGGUACAGAACUGGGAAGAAGAGUGACUCUAGUUGAAAAAAACUGUGCAAAAAUAUUUAGCGUGAAUUUUGAAAUCAAAUUUAUCUUCAUAUAAGUUUGUGCAUCAAGAAUUCCACUGACAUCUUUACCAUAGAGGAUGUACCAACAGCACUACUCAGCAGGAAGUACUUUUUUCAGAUGAUCUCAUGGAUACAAAUGAACACUUAACACAUUCUUAAUCAUUGGCCCAUAACUUGGAACCAAGUUGUCCAGGACUGUGGUAGGUCAGAAAUAGCCAGCUUCAUUUCCUACAAUGCAAAGUUAUCCAUUAUAUCAAAAGUGUUCAACCUUUCAGCAAUGGUUUGAUUUGAGAACACUGAUGAUGGAUAACCCUAUCGACACAUUAUAUUAUAAAUCAAGACACCUGCAUGGAGACCUAUAGUACUAUGUAUAUUAUCUACAACAAAAGAGAAGAAGCCAUUAAGCAUGACAAGAAGCUGAAUCACAGGUCCAGGGAAUGUUUCAGUUCAUGUAGAUUGACGCUGUAAUGGGACAUUCCUAAGUUUUAACUGUUGACACUGAUUAUGUACUAAGAUGAUGAACUAAGCAUAAUGUAGAACAGUAACUUUAAGGAUGGAUUUUAUAUGAUGAUCGGUGAUCUACAGAUAUCAAAGGUAUUUGAAUGAUUUAUCUGUAACCAUAAACUUACACUACUCUUUUCCUAUGAUUAGCAGCUGUAUGUGAAAUCCUGUUGAUUUUUACCCAAGAAGAAUAAAGAUUAUUUUCCCCUA